UUAAAAGGCUUCAAAAAGCCUGUAUAUAAAGUUAAGCUUGGACCUGUUGCAGUAGUGAGUGACACAAUAAACUACGAUGACUAAGUUGAACAAGACAAAAGUGUACAUGAUUGUGACUAUUACUAUAAUGCAGAGCAUCUGUAUUCAAAGUUACAAUUUUACAAUUCAAGACUCAAGAGUGACUGAGCAACCAGUAAAUAAUGAUCACUUUGAAUCGUUUAAAAGUACCACCUGCUCUAAUGAUACUGAUUGUCCACUAUGGACAACUUGUAACAACAACACCUGUAUAUGUCGACAAAUAGACCAGAGGCUUACAGCUAAAUGUGAGAAUCUCCAACUUAUGGCCCGUAAAUGCAGUUGUGUGACAUAUGACAAUCAAACAAGAGAAUUCACUGCAGGAGAGUGUAUUGAAGGCUGUAGUAAUGACACUACCAACAACCAAUUGUACUUUUCGAUUCCAUCUGACCCUUCAGAAAUCAACAGAUUCAUGUGUGAAGAAAGAUGGAACAGAACAGGAAGACUGUGUGGGAAAUGUUUACCAGGACAUUCUCCACUAGCUUACUCUUAUGACAUGCGAUGCGUUAAAUGCCCAGAGGGGAUUAACAAUAUUUGGAAGUACAUUUUAGUAGCAUAUGGACCUCUGACAGUAUUCUAUUUAAUCGUACUAUUCUUCAAAAUCAACGCAACAUCCUCUCAUCUUCACGGCUUCCUCUAUUACAGUCAAGCAGUGUCUGUGCCAGCAUUUGUUAGAGUGGCUUACAUUGCAAUGGUCGGAGAUGCAACAAAUCUUUUCCUAUUUCACACACUAACUCCCAUCUAUUCAAUUUGGAGUCUUGAUAUUCUCAGAAGCUUACAGCUUGAAAUCUGUUUGGAUGUUUCCACAUUAACACUAUUUGCAAUGGACUACAUACUAGCUAUGUACCCAUUGCUGUUGACAGUUACUUCAUAUAUCUUAAUAGAGCUCCACGAUCGAGACUACAAAGUGAUGGUAUUUUUGUGGAGACCUUUCCGCUGUGUCUUCACAACUUUUUGUAGAAACUGGAACAUUAGAAACUCGGUAAUCGAUGCUUAUGUCACUUUUUUUCUACUAUCAUUCGUAAAAGUGCUCAACAUUUCGAUAGACAUUCUCACUCCCUCUCGUGCUACUGACUUGACUAGUGGCAAGUCAACCUGGGUACUGUACUACGAUGGAACAGUGGACUACUUAGGAACUGAGCACUUACCCUACGCUAUUCUUACAAUAAUAAUAGGCAUUGUGAUGAUCGUAGCACCGGCGAUUUUACUUGUACUGUACCCUUUCAGAUGGUUUCAACGUCUUAUAUCAUGCCUACGAGUAAAAGGACACAUCCUACAAACUGUCAUGGACUCUUUCCAGGGUUGUUACAAGGAUGGGACAGAGCCUGGAACACGAGACUAUCGAUGGUUUGCAGCCGUUCCUAUCAUAAGUCGCUCAAUCGCUUUCAUAUUGUUAUCUUUCACACUGGACAGCAGCUAUUUUCCAUUGGGAUCAGUAGUAGUGGUUUCUGGUCUUGUGUUGACCAUCAUUAUUCAGCCGUAUAAGAACAAUGUUGCAGUUUACGCCAAAAUCGAUUGCAUUUUUCUGGGAUUCCUUGCCAUAACGUUCACAAUGAUAGACGGCAAAAAUAUAGCUGAUUUGCUACAUCCAAGUUUGAAUCAAGUCAAUGAUAUACUCUUAGGGAUCACAUCCUCUGCUCCAAUAUUCUACAUGGUGGGCAUAACGCUCUAUUGGAUAUUGUCGAGGAUGAAGAAAGGAGGAAGAUUGUUGAAUCGCUUCAGAGCACAGAGACAAGGCUAUCAAGAUAUAGAAGAUGGCAUGCCAGACAGACUUAUUAAUCCUGAACACUACCAAGGAAGUAUGCUACACACUCCAGUUUUAAAUACAUGUGAUGUAAACAAUGAACAAGACUCGUACUGACUGUUACAUGUACAUCCUUUAUUUCUUACGCACAACACUAAGCAAAAACUUAAUGCACAAUCACUGUUUUAUAACCCACACACAAAUUUGUAAUAACACAGGUAAUGAUUCAUAACACA
Halichondria panicea is the source of this 2055-nucleotide messenger RNA. RefSeq lists its product as uncharacterized. The coding region runs from base 77 to 1936 and encodes 619 amino acids. The transcript has a single exon. The record is from RefSeq and is a predicted model, not a curated record. Lineage: Eukaryota; Metazoa; Porifera; Demospongiae; Suberitida; Halichondriidae.